AUGGAGGCUGGCUCCGUGGUACGAGCAGUCUUUGAUUUCUGUCCCAGCGUCUCUGAAGAGCUGCCCCUCUUUGUGGGAGAUGUCAUCGAGGUGCUGGCCGUGGUGGAUGAGUUCUGGCUCCUUGGCAAGAAGGAAGGUGUCACAGGGCAGUUUCCUAGCAGCUUUGUGGAACCUGUGGAUAUUCCCCCUUUGAAGCAGGGAGAAAAACUGUUUGUUUGUACCAGUGACUUCACAUCUCAAGAACCAGGGAGCUUAUCAUUGCAGAGAGGAGACCUGGUGAUCCUAGGGGGAUCCCUGGCCUCCAGCUGGCUUCAGGGCCGAAGCAGCUGGGGUUCCAAGGGUUUUUUCCCCUCAUCAUGUGUUCGGGAGCUGUGCCUUUCAGUUUGGAGCCGUCAGCUGUCCCAGAGCGCUCUCCUGGAGGUGCCUGCCUACUCACUUGGCCAAGCUCGGGCCCUGAUGGACCUAUCUGCUCAGCUGGAGGAGGAACUGGACUUCAGGGAAGGGGAUGUGAUCAACAUUGUUGGUGUCCCAGAGCCUGGCUGGUUCGAAGGUGAACUCAGAGGCCGCAGGGGCAUCUUCCCAGAGGGUUUUGUGGAACUGCUUACUCCUCUGCGAGCAUCAGGAACUUCAGUGGAUCCAGAGCCCACAGGGACUUGUGACACCAAUGGGACAGUGGAGAUGCCCCCCAAGGAGGAGGAGGAGCCAGGGACCACUUAUGGUGUUGCCCUCUAUCAGUUCCAAGCCCUGGAGUCCAAGGAACUGGAUUUUGAUGUGGGUGACAGGAUUCGGAUCGUAGGCAUUCUGGAGGAUGGCUGGCUGGAGGGGGAGCUGAAAGGGAAACGCGGCAUCUUUCCACACAGAUUUGUGAGGCUGGAAGCCUCUGAGGCUUGCAAGGAAAAGGCUCCCUGCUCCCCCCGAGAUCCUUGCAAGAGCCAGGCGAUUUCUUCUCCUAACAGUUGGGCAGCAUCCGAGCCCCAGGAGUGCCAGAGCAGCACCCAGGACCUUGAUGAUUGGAUGGACGGUCAAGAGGAGAAGUCCAAACCCUGUUCCUCCAGCUUGGGAGGUGCCGAGGUGGGCCUGGACACAUGGGCUGGAAGCUGGGGGGAAUGCUGCCCACUCACAGUGCAGGGGGACAGCUGCACGGACCUCGACUCCAAACUGACAGAGCAGCUGGCGCAGUUUGAGAAGAGUCUGUCAAGUACCAGCACUGAGCAGGACAAGGUCUCCCGCCACUUCUCUAUCUUGGACUACAGUUCUGAGAAGGACAUUGUCCGUGGGUCUCCUGAGUCUGCCUCCCAUGCCAGGCAGCCAGAGAGGAGGAAGGCCUUGAGGCCACCCCCUCCUCGGCCCAACAGCCUUGCGACAACGCCUGUGCACACACUGAGUGCCCAGGUGCCCAAAGGCAGGUCUCUGUCCUUCUCGGUCAAGCCCUCCCGUCCUGCGCCUCGGCCUCCAUCAAGCAACCAGCGGAAAAAUGUGGUCCCUGCGCAGCUUCAGCUCAACACCCAGGAGCAGCGGGUGGAGGAGGGACGUGAGGACUUGGCACGGGCAGGAUCAGCUUCCCCCCACUCCAUUCUGCUGACAAGGAUCGGAGAGGUGGAGCGAGACCUUGAGGCUUAUGGCAAGACCCGUGCUGAGCUAAGCCUGAUGCUGGAGGAGCAGCAGGAUGAGCUGGUGAGAGCGGAGACCCUGGAAAACCUUGAUUUCUGUGACUCCAACAUCGAGAGCCUCAGUGUGGAGCUACAGGAGCUGAGGG
Molecule: messenger RNA, 1756 nt
Organism: Cariama cristata (Red-legged seriema)
Lineage: Eukaryota; Metazoa; Chordata; Aves; Cariamiformes; Cariamidae
Product: dynamin-binding protein-like
Exons: 4
Molecular function (GO): protein binding
Source: RefSeq, a predicted model, not a curated record